CUACACGCAGAGAUUUGGCCAGCAGAUCUACGUGUUGACAGUGGUGCCGUCUACGUUUCUAUACUGUUCUAUACCCAACUGUACCCAAUCACUGAUAUGUAUACUACACUAAUAGCUGAUAGUGCGAGAGUACACAUAUCAGUGUCUCCACACUUAUGGAUGCUUAUGCACACAAAACCUACGAUUGAAAUUGAAUGAAAAAUGUAUUACAACUUUAUCGCACGAUAAACGGUGAAAUAAAACUGUAAUACAAUGAGAAUGGAAGAAAUACUACAUUUCCUCGAAUGACGUGGCAAAUUGUUUUGUUAUCCUGGUCAUAUUAAUGAGCGUUCGUAUAAACGAAUGACAUUCGUAGUUUGACUUCUGUUAAGCGUACAAGUUAAAUAAACAAUUGUUUCAUAUGAUGGAAACUAAAAAUUCAUCUGAUAUUUUGUGUUCAUUGGAAAAUGGAAUUCAGAAGAUCGUGUUGAAUCGACCAAAAAAGAAAAACGCUAUUACGAAACUUAUGUACGAAGAAAUAUCCAGAAUACUAGAUGAAGCUAUUCAGAAUGAUAAAAUAUAUGUGGUAGUCUUAACUGGGACUGGAAAUUUUUUUAGCAGUGGAAAUGAUUUUCUUUCUUUAGCAACGAGCCAAGGCAAUGAUUCUGAAAGCUUAGAAAACACACUCAGUAAUUUUAAAAAUUUUGUGGAACGUAUAAUUACAUUUCCUAAGCUUUUAGUAGCUGUUGUAAAUGGUCCUGCUAUUGGAAUUGCAGUAACAAUAUUACCGUUAUUUGAUAUGGUAUAUGCAUCGCAUACGGCUACCUUCCAAACACCAUUUACUAGUUUAGGUCUUGUUGCAGAAGGAUGUUCUACAUACACAUUUCCUAAAAUAUUUGGACACUCUAAGGCUGGUGAUAUGUUAUAUUUAGGUUAUAAAAUGAAUGCUCUCGAAGCUAAGCAAUAUGGUUUAGUCAGCGAAGUAUACAAAGAGGAACAUUUAAAUGAUGUAUGGAUAUAUUUAAAAACAGUGUCUUUACUUUCACCAAAGUCGAUAGUGGCAAUCAAGCAUUUAGUUAGGAAAUGGAACAAACAAAUUUUAUUGGAAGUUAAUUCACGAGAAUCUGCUGAACUUUUGAAAUUCAUACAAUCUUCCGACUUCAUAGAAAGACUUAUAAAUACUAUGUCGCGUAAAAGCAAAAUUUAAAGAUUCUUGCCAUAGCUUGAGAGUCAGAUGCUGGAUUCCAGUCUGAAUCAAAUAAUACAAGUCUAGAUGCUCCAGGCAGAUUUAAUCCAACUCCGCCAGCUUUAGCACUUAAUAAAA
Messenger RNA from Hylaeus anthracinus, 1303 nucleotides. Its product is annotated as enoyl-CoA delta isomerase 3, peroxisomal-like. Bases 401 to 1186 code for a protein of 261 amino acids. The transcript has 7 exons. NCBI's taxonomy places the organism in Eukaryota, Metazoa, Arthropoda, Insecta, Hymenoptera, Colletidae. The record is from RefSeq and is a predicted model, not a curated record.